Morus notabilis is the source of this 1735-nucleotide messenger RNA. Its product is annotated as pectin acetylesterase 5. Lineage: Eukaryota; Viridiplantae; Streptophyta; Magnoliopsida; Rosales; Moraceae. The transcript is spliced from 12 exons. The record is from RefSeq and is a predicted model, not a curated record. Gene Ontology annotation, molecular function: hydrolase activity. Bases 134 to 1399 code for a protein of 421 amino acids.
UAUGGUGCUGCACACCUUGGUGCCCUGCCUUCUUUAACAAAGCGCAACAGAGCUGAGCAUCUCAAAAGUGGGCCAAGUGUCGUUGACUUUUUCUGGGAGUUGCUCGGAGGAGCUCUCUCUAUCUUCAACUUCAAUGGCGACCAAUCUCAGACUUGGCAGCCUGGUGUGGUGGAGAAGGUGGUCGAAGAAGGAAUGGGCUGUCGCAAUCAUUGUCUUCUUCACCCUCACCAUAUCCGCUCUCACUCUCAUCUCCAAUUCUCGGACCGAUCUCGCCGAUAACUCUCCUGCCGCCGAUGAUCUCGUCGACUUGACCUUGUUGCACAAUGCCAGCCAUAGAGGCGCAUUUUGUUUAGAUGGGACUGUUCCUGGGUACCAUUUCCAGAAGGGUUUCGGAUCCGGCUCCCAUAAUUGGCUUCUUCACAUUGAGGGUGGAGGUUGGUGCAAUACUAUAGAGUCUUGUUCCUUACGUAAGAUGACUGCAUUAGGUUCGUCCAACUAUAUGGAACGCCGCAUUCACUUUUCGGGGAUUUUGAGUCGUGACCCUUCAGAAAAUCAUGAUUUCUUUAACUGGAACAAGGUCAAGAUACGGUAUUGUGACGGUGCAUCUUUAUCCGGCCACCCUGAGAGUGAGUCAAAAAAUGGAGAUAAGCUUUUCUUUAGAGGCCAGCUCAUCUGGGAAGUUCUUAUGGAUGAACUCUUAUCAAUUGGCUUGUCUAAAGCAAAACAGGCUCUUCUUUCAGGUUGUUCUGCUGGCGGGUUGGCAACUCUUAUACAUUGUGAUGACUUUCGCAAACGUCUUCCAGAGAAUGUAACUGCGAAGUGUCUUGCCGAUGCAGGUUUUUUCCUUGAUGAGAAAGAUGUUCUUGGAAAUCGCACCAUGAGAUCUUUCUAUCAUGAUGUUUCCCUCCUUCAGGGUGUAGCCAAAAGUUUGCACAAGGAAUGUCUUGCAAAAGCAGAACCAUCAGAGUGUCUAUUUCCACAACAAAUUAUUAAAAACAUAAAGACCCCAGUGUUCCUUGUCAACCCAGCUUAUGAUUUUUGGCAGAUACAACAUAUAUUGGUGCCAAAUGCAUCAGACGGCUACUGGCGUAAAUGCAGGUUAAACAUUCAUAAUUGCGAUCCAAGCCAGAUUCAGAUACUUCAAGGUUUCAGAGAUUCUCUGCUGAUGGCGCUGAGCGAUUUCCAGAAAAAUAAAGAGGGGGGAAUGUUUAUAAAUUCCUGCUUUGCUCAUUGCCAGACAUGGAUGGCCGAGACAUGGCACUCUCUAAAUUCGCCUCAAAUAAACAAGAAGACCAUUGCAGAAUCCGUUGGUGAUUGGUAUUUCAAUCGGAAAGAAGCGAAGCAAAUUGAUUGUGCAUAUCCAUGCAAUCCCACCUGCAUUCAUAUGAAUUUCUUGUGAGCUUAAUGGAAAUUUAGCACACUUCAAGAUACCAAAGGGGUGGGUUAUCAUCUACUCUGAUAUCUUAAUUCUCUGAAUGCGGAAAAAGUUGCUCCAUUUCAGCUCCACGACCUGAUCCUUGCCUCGAAUGCGGAGAAUUAUGGUAAAAAACACUAACCAUACUCGGCGUAAUUUCCUUCACGUCAUUCUUUAAUUUGUUGCACUGCAUUGUGUAAUCCAUGUUUAGAGGAGUUUUGGCGAUGAUACUUGUUGGGAUAUACGACUUUUCUUUGUUCUUUAUAUAUGUUACUCUUCAUAAAAUGCAAAGGUCUGUGGUAUGAAACUGAAUGUUUAUUA